AAGGAGGUGUAAGAUGCUGGGUCCUGAAGGUGUGGGAUGCUGGGACCUGAAGGUGUGGGAUGCUGGGUGCUAAAGGUGUGGAAUGCUGGGUCCUGAAGGAGGUGUGAGAUGCUGGGUCCUGAAGGAGAUGUGUGGAUGCUGGGAUGCUUAGGUCAAGAUAGUGGGUGAGCUGUGUCUCUCCCUGUGAGUGACUGUGUGAUGAACCUUCCCUCAAAACUUCAUCUGCCACGGCUUCCUUCCUCUCUUCUUCCUCCUCCCCCAGCGUCUUUCCCCUUGCCCUGAGUCGUCAGCAGGCGUUAUUUAAACCCCCAAGGAGGAGGCGAGGAGCUCCCCAAAGACGGGUGUCCCUACAGAAGGCGUCGAGGUGAUGCUAGGUUUCACUUAACUCAAAUUGGCUGGGUACUGAAGGGUGGCACCUCGCUACAGCGCCUCCGUCAUCCCACACGUGUUAGUAUCACCAAUUAACGCUCUCUGGUGGUGUUAGUCAUCCCAAGUGCUUGUUCAAAUAUGCAUAAUGAAAGACUGGAGGACGGAUCCAACAAGUGACUACCAUUAUUUAAUACGUGCUGCCGUCAUAGCAGCUAGCUAACCCCUUAUUUUCACGUCCAAACCGCGGUCCACGCAUUUCUGCAGUUGUAAAGAAGUGUGGUGUGCGGGAUGUCCGAUAGAUGGCAGUGGUUGGGGCGGGUGGGCGUGAUGGGCGGGGCUGGUGAUUCAAGGGGCGGGGAAGCCGUCACUCGGGGAUCUUGGGCUGCCACCAUUGGCACCUGCCACAGCAGCCGCCCCGCCAGCGUCGCAUGCGGCGCACAGGGGCGGGGCAUACCGCCCUACGCCCCGCCCCGGCCAGCCCGCUCAGCUGCCGAGUGAUAACUUGUACCAGAUCAGUGUAAGUUGAGUACUUGGUCUGUCGUGAGGCAGUUGUUGCGCCCUAAGUAUGGUGAUUGUUUGGUCUACCUGGUAAUCACACCUGUAACCACUGUAAUCAGGCAGCAGUGGACUAUCAUUAGAGUGACCUCUCCAGUCAUAUUGUGACCCCUUGUGACCUAAUCUUGCGAUUGGUGAUUUGCUUGACCAUCCUGCAUCAAUGAUGCUCACCGAUCUAAAUAUUGCCAAUCGGACGGACAUUUACACCACGGAGAAAGGAGGCCUUGUAAGUAUGAUAGUGUAGGAGUUUGGUGGUGUCCCCUGUCCGUAGAGGAGCGUAGCAGGGCGCUGUGACCCCGUCCUCUGCCCUGGGAGUACGUUCAUCCACAGCACCAUUGCCGCGGGUUACCCCCCUUACCGGCCACCACAAGCGGAGAACUUGCUGCCGCCCAAAUUACUACCUUGGCUCCCAGAUUGCAAUUAUAGUUACGGCGGGGAUAUCAUAUCGGCGUUGAGGGUCGAGGCUUAGUCUAGCGGCGGCUGGGUUGAGUGUAUGUGUUGUCUCGUUGGUAGCAGGUCCAUGAGAGCGACACUACCAGCUGCGAGGGGCCGUGCAACACCAGCUGCGACUGACAUGACAAUCUGAAACGUAGUUGGUAGUAUGGUGUCGCGCGAGGGUGCGUGUGUGUGGGAAGCAGCGAGAGUGUACUGAACGAGUAGCCGCCGGCGGGGCGUUGUGCGAGGGCGGCGUCAACCAUGGUGGGGCUCAGCAGUUGUUGCGUGUGCAGGCUGCAGGUGCUGCUACCCCUCCUCAGUGUUACACUCGCCUUGUGCUGGUGAUCGCCGGUGUGCUGGUGGCGGUGAUGAGGCUCUGCCUACCGUGGUGCCGGCCCCACGCCGACAGACGGUGACCCUGUGAUGUUUUCUUAGACACUAACCCCAGUCUUAACUUCCUCCUGCAACACUUAGACAGUGCCUUGCAACAAUUUUUUAUAACCUGGUUUUACAUCUACGGGAAAAUUAAUUGGUGAUUUUUGCCGAAUUUGGAGAAUACUUCGAGGAUGUUUAUACAAAGUGUAGUGAAGAACGUGGCGCUGUGUGAUAGUGAAAAGUUCGUGGUGAUUUUCAAGAGUUUGUCUUUUGGCCAAGGUGAAACCAGAUAUGUGGAGCUCUUAAGUGAGGAACUAGUAUAUACCGUGUGAGACGGCAGCUCCCUGAGGGACAGUGAUUACUGCAGCCACUUGUUUUGACCUCUUCUGGCCCAAGAUGGACCGAAAGUCCCUGGACCACCCGUCUCUACGUGGGACCCCACUGGCCAUGCUUGCCGCACAGUGCAACAAGUUAACUAGCAAGAGCCCACCGCCGCUAGCAGACGCCGCAGUAGGGAAAGGCUUCCACCCGUGGAAGAAGAACCCAGUUGGGGCAGCAACAGGGUCGGGGGGCGGAGCCUCCGGAGUAGGUACAGGACAGAGGUCAGGCCCCGCCUCUACGGCCAGCAGUGGUCACGGACCAGCCUCCUCCAGCAGUUACCAGCGGCCAGCCGUAACGACAAGUGCAGCCUGCUCCUACCCUCAGCCCUCGGACUUGUAUUUUCCCUGCUCAUCUGGGGGACAGUCGGAGUCGCAGGCAUCAUUGUUGUCCAAGGUGGACGGCUCUUCACACAUCCCCUCCAUGAGUUCCAUGUACUCUCGCGUCACGGGGGUUACUCACCCCUACGAGUCUUGGCCCUUCAACAGUAUGGCAGGUGCUGCCUCAGCCAUCAAACCUGAGGUGUCAGCAGUGAACUCCCUCAACACGACCAGCUGGUGGGACGUGCACAGUGCAGCCGCCGCCUCUGCAGGCUCCUGGCUGGACAUGUCAGGAGCAACGUCAGCGGGCUUGUCAGGCGUGGCAGGCAUGUCUCAGAUGGCCAACUACCCAACUGGAGACUACUCCACCCUCACGCAUACACUAGCAGCCUCCAACACAGCACACCUUCUGUCCUCAGGACAACACUUGUUGCAGGAUACGUACAAAUCUAUGCUGCCCACACAGGGCAUGGCCCCGGCUAUGGGCUCACCGUUCGGGCUGGGGCAGCCCACAUUACCACAGGUUCCCUCCCCACGCUCCCAGCGGCGCUACACUGGACGAGCCACCUGCGACUGUCCCAAUUGCCAGGAAGCUGAUCGUCUGGGACCAGCUGGGGCACACCUCCGGAAAAGGAACAUCCACUCGUGCCAUAUCCCUGGCUGUGGCAAGGUCUACGGCAAGACGUCACACCUGAAGGCGCAUCUUCGCUGGCACACGGGUGAGCGCCCUUUCGUUUGCAACUGGCUUUUUUGCGGGAAAAGGUUCACGCGCUCAGAUGAACUACAGCGUCAUCUCCGAACCCACACAGGUGAGAAGCGGUUCGCGUGUCCCGUGUGCAACAAGAGGUUUAUGCGGUCCGACCACCUUAGCAAACACGUCAAGACCCACAACGCCUGCAGCUCCGGCAAGAAGAACAGCGACGGUAGCGAGUGUGACAGCGAGAACAGCCAGAGCGAACCACCCUCCGUGUCCUCGCCUGCCUCUGUCAACACACCGCCCAUCAACACGCCCACUACGCCCACCGCCCAGGCCAUGAGUCCGCCCGCGCCAGACCUCAAACCUCUUGUGUGAGGGGACUUGGUCGUGGGCGGCCUCUGGACCUCUCCCGACUCCUCCUAGCACGCCCCCCUGCGGCGUGGGCGGCCCAGCAGCAGCAGGGUACAGAGGGGCGUCUGCCAUGGGCUGCAUAAUCCCCCCUUGUGAUAGUGGGCGUCCUUACGACGCCCCUGGUGGUGGUGGAGUGUCAGUGCAGAAGACGGGCCCCGCCUCGGGCCAGCUAACCCCUCCUCCCCAAUCCUCCAAUACCCCCUAAACCCCAGUACCAGGUCCUAGUAUCAGGCAGGGCUCGUCAGGGCUGCCUGUCUCGCCUACCUCCCCGUCAACAUGUGCCAAAUUUUACAGCCCUCUCGUGAGCCACGUGUGUAAGAUGUGUACAGUGUUUUCUUAUAUAAGAAGAAACUCUUUUUUUUUUUUUCAACUAACUCUGACAAUGGGCAUUUGUACAGUGUAUGGUUCCACUUUUUUUUUUUUUUUUUUUUUUUAUCUCCUUGUUGAUAUACAAUAACACCUUUUAGUAUGAUACACUUUAUUGGCAUUUUAUUGAUUCCACCUUUACACUCCACUAACAAAAUUAUCCAGUACUGAGAAGCGUUGCGUAGUCUACAUGCUGGUGAAGGGUUCUUGAUCCGGUUCUUGGCCCAUCUCCCUACUGUCGAACCUGAUUACCUCCCAUUUCCCAAGCUCUGUAUGACCAUUUACAGGUUUAAUGGUUGCUUGUAAACAUAAUAAAAGCGUUUGAUACAUGGAAAUCUCCACACUGUGGCUGGAACAAUUCACAUUAACCCGCGCACUACGAAUGUAUGGUUGGUUAGUUGGGAAUUGUUUGUCUAGGCUGGACGACGUUUUGGUUGGGCCUAGACAAUUAUCAAGCCCUUCGUGACUUGAUAAUAGCCGAUAACGGGUCGAAACGUUGCCCAAGUUUUCCCCUGUCCUUUCAGGAUAGUCACUUACAUGUUAGCUGUUGUAAAAGAAAUAUACGCUUCACUUACAUCAACACACCCAUGUGUAUGUGUUUGUGUACGUGCACGCACAUGUCAUGUACACCACCAAUACCACCAGGUGUACGGGCGUGUGCGUGCACAAACGCGUGUUGUGCCCAUCAACACGGACACUUAGCAGCCAAAGAUCACAUCAUGACUGACGUCUCUGAGAGAAGACGACGACAAGGUUCGUGAGAGUAUCCUCGUCAACACCUCGAGGCUGGGCUAAUUAACGUAAUGAAGGGAGCACAAGAAAGACAUGUUGAGUAGCGAGGUAAUAGCGAGUUGCAACAGCCAUGCGCGGUGGUGUGUUAAGGGGGUAAUAAGCAUUAGGGAAUAAUUGCUGGCUAUUACCUAUUUCGCGGAUUAUGGCGUCUGAUCUUACGGCCAAAGAAGUUGUAAUAGGAAGGACAGGCCGAGGGAAAAGAUGGGGAAAUUUUUGGGUGAAUAAUAGGACGUGUUAGAGAAUAGGAAGCACGUUGGUUACUAGAAGAUUUUAUUGAUGAAUAGAGGAACGUGUUCUAGAGUAGAGGAAACUCUGUUUUAAGAAAAUUCGCGAACGUUUCAGAGAGUAGUGUAAGAGGCUCUCGAAGAAAGGAAAUGUAAACGAAAUAUUACAUAGGAAAAUGGGUACUAAAUCCUGCAUAAGAGGAGACUAAAAGAAAGAUGAGAGUGGAAUAUGCCAAAUAUAUGACUGAGAAAGAGAGAGAGAGAGAGAGAGAGAGAGAGAGAGAGAGAGAGAGAGAGAGAGAGAGAGAGAGAGAGAGAGAGAGAGAGAGAAUAGAGCCAAUCUUCUGCCUUUGAGGACAUUUCCACCCUUCUCCUAUUGUAGCUAAUGAAUGAGAUUGAUUAACGAUAGCCCCAAUUGCUGCUCUACCGAGAUUAAACGAAUGGCUUAGGCAGCCCAGUAGACUGUCUUAAGCUACCCAGUCGACUGGUAUAGCUACCCAGUCGACUAGUAUAGCUACCCAGUCGACUAGUAUAGCUACCCAGUCGACUAGUAUAGCUACCCAGUCGACUGAGUAUAGCUACCCAGUCGACUGGUAUAGCUACCCAGUCGACUAGUAUAGCUACCCAGUCGACUGGUUUAAGCAACCCAGUCUUAAGAUCGGACUGGGAAUUAACGAAGUAUAGAGACCUGAGGAUCAUGGAAAAAAAAUAAUUUAAUUGCACAUUCAGUCUAGAAAAAAAAUCUUUGACGAAUUCAUUCAAAAAACUAAAAUGGUGACAGGAUUUAGAUUUUGAAAUAAAUGAACGAUGAAGGUAGACAUUUUUUUCCCAGUAAACAGAAGGAAAUGAAAAGCUUUGAAACAAACGAAAAAAACGACAAAUUUCUAGCCACAGCUGAUAAACGAGACAAAAUCU
Messenger RNA from Cherax quadricarinatus, 5837 nucleotides. RefSeq names its product transcription factor Sp9-like. Gene Ontology annotation, molecular function: RNA polymerase II cis-regulatory region sequence-specific DNA binding; DNA-binding transcription factor activity, RNA polymerase II-specific. Gene Ontology annotation, biological process: regulation of transcription by RNA polymerase II. NCBI's taxonomy places the organism in Eukaryota, Metazoa, Arthropoda, Malacostraca, Decapoda, Parastacidae. The record is from RefSeq and is a predicted model, not a curated record.